This is a messenger RNA of Callorhinchus milii (elephant shark), 1194 nucleotides long. RefSeq names its product glutathione peroxidase 3 (gene gpx3). Gene Ontology annotation, biological process: response to oxidative stress. Gene Ontology annotation, molecular function: glutathione peroxidase activity. The transcript has 5 exons. Lineage: Eukaryota; Metazoa; Chordata; Chondrichthyes; Chimaeriformes; Callorhinchidae. The record is from RefSeq and is a predicted model, not a curated record.
CACAGCAGCGUCCCACAGACAGUCAAAUGGAAUACAUUGAUCAAGUCUGUGACUCGGGGCUGAUUAAAGGGUUAAGGAUGAUAUUUGGCUCCGAGACUAGAUUGUUUUUCUGGAGAAUGAUUGGCUAGGAUAGUUCAGCCUUCCUCCCCUGUGUUUCUAGGAUGAGCCAUCAACACAAUAAAUAGUCUGGAACAUCAGCGAGCGAGCGAGGCAGGUAGAGUCAUGGAGGGCAGCUUGAGCCACUGGCUAUUGGCUUUGCUCCUGAUCACCUUGGUGCAAACAUCACAGACACAGGUUUCUUACUGUAACUCCUCGAUCCCCGACUCCAUCUAUAACUAUGGAGCCACAACGAUUGACGGCCGUCACUACAUCUCCUUCAUGGACUUCAUGGGCAAAACGGUGCUGAUUGUCAAUGUGGCUUCCUACUGAGGGUUAACCGAGCAGUACCUUGAACUGAAUGCACUUCACAAGGAACUGCAACCACACGGUUUUACUAUCCUCGCCUUCCCCUCCAACCAGUUUGGGAAACAGGAGCCAGGCAACAAUAGGGAGAUAUUACUCAGCCUGAAAUAUGUCCGCCCUGGGAAAGGGUUUGUGCCAAACUUUCUGAUGUUCCAGAAGGGAGAUGUGAAUGGUGUUGACGAACAAGAGCAUUAUACGUACCUCAAGAGCGCGUGCCCACCGGUGAGCGAAAGCUUCGGGGAUGCCCACGCAAGGCUGUUCUGGAAGCCCCUGAAGAUCUCGGACUUGAAGUGGAACUUUGAGAAGUUCCUGGUGAGCCCGACCGGACAGGUGAUCAUGCGCUGGAAUCACAACGUUCCUGUGGCAAUCGUCAGGGCCAACGUCAUCUACUACAUGAAAUCCCUGUUGGAAAGAGGUUCGCAAUAACUCCUACUGACAGCCCCCAGCCACAGCUAAAGUCAACUCCAACACCUCAGCUGAGUGACGCCCUGUAACCCCAACAUUGUCUGCUCUCCCCCAAAACUGCCCUGGCCCGGGGGGUGUUAGGAGUUGAGGGUUGGGGGUGGAGGCGGGGGUGUGGCAGGACGUGACAGUGAGGACCAGGCUGUAAAGCAGACCCUGCGGGGCCUGGUCUGAGGCUGGUCUGGGCAAGAGCAGCUCCUUCAGUGCAUUCAGGCUGCCCUGUCCCCCAGGCCACACGCUCCUGCUCCACCACCCCCUCCCCACCCGAGC